UCGCCCUGAUAGUGAACACAUUACUCAGUGGUGCACGAAUAUACGCAUUGGGAAUAAUAAAUUAGAACGUGGAUAUCGGUGAAGGAAUACUUGAAAAUUGUGUAGUGAAACGUAUAUGAAGUAAUCUAUAACGCAAGACCAUAAAUCAGGAUUGAAUGGUGAUACGGCAGAAGACCAGUUGAUGACGUUUUGAAGCGAGGAGUGUUGACGUCAGUGGAUCAGGCCAGCACUGAGGCUGCCAUUGGCUCUCCAGUUGUGACGUAGACAUCUUCCACCAAUCAUUGGACCGAAGCUGUAUGAUGUCAGAUUCCGGGCCACCCAUUGGCUUAAUUAAGGAGUGACGCAGUUGGAUCUGGAAAGUGAGGGACCCGCUUACUGGCUAAGGGUCAGUGACGUCACCGGGGUAACACGUCGCGGGGACUUGGCUUUGCUUUCAUUGAUAGCGAGCCAUCGGGAUAGUGAGCAUCUCGCCGCGUCUGAGAGGAUACACACCGGGCAGUGUGAAGAUAACGGGCAUCAGGAACGGACGCCGGUACAAGUUGACUAAUGCGACAACUGUCUUAUCAACAAGAACUGUCAUUAAUGGAACCCUACUAGUGGAGGAAAUUUAGUGAACCUUUAGUGUGUAUUAGUGUAUCGGUGCUGUGAAGCUGAAUAUCAUUAAAAGACUCAAAGGGAGGACAGUGAAGACCUCAGACUUGUGUGUUGUAAGACCAGUGAAUCGGUAGUGUCAUCUCCUGCCAGUAUGAAUAAAUAAAAGCCGCACCAGUACAAAACCUGAUAUUCUCGGUGUGUUGACUUGGGAGGAGUGUGAAGGUGCGCCAGUGUGUUGGUUGGCAGGCAGGAGGGUACAGUGGCAGCCCCAGUAGGAGGAGAGGCAGGGGUGGAGGGUGACAGGAGGACUCCCAGCUGUAGGAUGUGCCAGGGGAGCCACGAGUGCUCCGGCCGGUGCGGCGAGUGCAGCAGCGACACACACAGGAACAGCAUGACGAUGGGCGGUGUAAGAGGUGGCUCCACACUGAACGAGGUAGGCGUAGCCAGGCACGUGCCUCAUUACGCCUCCACACCUCACUUGUUUGUAUACCAGGCUGCGGAGGACGAGGAGGAGGUUGACCACGCCCCCAAGGAGGCCAAAGAACCCAUUUAUUCCUCCGCCAUUGAUAUCCGCAAAGUAGCUGCUGCCAAAGAGGCGGAGGCGGUGCGACGCAUUAACGAGAAGUAUGACUCGUUGAGAGCUCUGACGGACCGUCGUGAAGAAGUUGAAGACCCCCUGGCGGUCACAGACGAGGACGUUUCGCGGAUCGAGACCUUCUUCCGCGGACACAAGACACAAUUGUGGGUGUGUCGCACGAUGGCCAACCUAUACAUCGAGGGUGGAGCUGGUGCUACACACGGCACCUGGGAACUCAAGUACACAGGUGUGCCCAUCCUACUGUUGGAUCAGGGGGAUACGCGCUCACGCGACAAACGGCGUCUCCAGCUCAUCCUGGCAGAAAAGGGAACGGGCUUUGCUCUCUGGAGAGAUAUCGUGGACAACCUAACGUCAUAUCGCGCCCAAGAGCCACAGUUCCACACACUAUACCUCUCGUCGGAUCACCGCCGCCGUAUGGGUUUCUCUUUCAACGAUGGACGCGCUGCCUGCGAAUUCCACAGCCAUAUUGAGCGUCUUACAGCCGACCCGGCCAACAUCUCUCUCUCAGGUCCUGGCAAGAAGAAGAAUAAGACGAAAGAAAAAGUCCCCAAGUACAAAGCCCCAAAGAAAACAGACAUUUCUUCCCCCUGCAAUUUCCAACACGUGACCACAGUUGACGCCUGCGACAAAGCAAGAUUCUUUUCCCUCCAGGCGUUCUCCAAGGUAAAGAACAUCCCACCUCCCCUUCAGCCCCAUACGGUGGUGGAGCUCCCUAAGGACACUCCUGACACCAAGGAAUAGGAGGACUACUCCCCCUUACCACUCGUUCGAAGGAUAAAACGAUGUUAAAAAUUGUCGUUUUCCUUAAUGUUGGUGACCUCGAGUUGAGAGUCACUGGGGACUGACCGACAGCCAUGUACUGUACGUGGCUGGACCUCCCCAUUAUUAACGUGCCAAUAUAUAUUCCUGUAGCUAAGUACUCACGCUAGUGCCAGUGCAGAACUAUUACAUGGUGCAAUUGUGGUGCAGUGUAGUUAGUUGACAGUGCUCGAGUGAAGUAGACCAUUGAUGGUGUCAGUGUUAUGGUCGUGUAGUGCAGAGAAGUCGUGAAUAUGGUACAGUGUUGAGCCAAGGAUCAUAAGUGGAGAAGACAAGCAUAUAGUAUUGGGGUUAUCCCGCUCUUGUGAUCUGAACAUCGAGCCUCUUGCCUGUGACGUGUGCCACACCUCUUGGGGGAGUCCCAGGAAACUUAUGUUACGGAAGAGACGUAGGAGUGCCCCUGUGUGUCAAGGACGCUAACGUUACACCUCGACGGGACACUUAUUUAAUUUCAAUGAGGAACUGUUUUGAACGUCAUUAAUCAUUACAGAAUGGUGGACAGUGACCAAGAGAAUAAAGGUUAGUACUCGCCACUCUCUGAAGGUGGUAUUAGUGGUUAUUCGUCCUGUUUAAAGACUAUUGAUGAUGAACCAUGACAGUGACAUAAAUGUGAUGGAAAUUUGCUGUGAACUUGUCCACGGUACAACUUGUAUAUACAUUUUAUUAACUGAUGGGAAGCUGUAAUUAGAAAAAGGAAACCUUGUGUCAUCAGUGUGUCGUAGUUAAAAAAUUGUGUUCAUCUUUCGAAAGACAUUUGACGAUAAUUAUUAGUAAAUCUUAUCAUAGUCAGACUUAACUAGCCUUAAGAUAUACUCUCUUACCCAUAAUUCCCAACGCCUGGUGUUCUCUGUUACGCUGGCAGAAAUUGGCCUUAUAUAGGUGAUAUAGAGCUUAUAUUUGCUGCUGCGUACCCUGCGUUAUGAUGCUGGACGGAGGGAGCUGUAUGAUGCUACCUGUGAGCACCCGCCAGGCUGCCUCCGUCACCUCGUCUCUGCAAGUGUCUCUACCCAGCCUCUUGUUUUUCCAGUUGGUUUUUGUCAAAAAUUAAUAUGCUGCUAUAAAUGGGGAAUAGUUAUAUUGAGGUGGUUAAUUCAUUCAGCAUUUGUAUCCUAACGAUGUUACGAUGAAAAAAAAUGAAGCUGCUCACCACAAAGGUAAAUUCCUAUCAUACCACUUGGGUCGUGCAGUGUUUCCCACUAGAGAAUGUUGCACAUACAAUACGUUAUGAUUGAAGCUGCUAACUGCAAGGUCUUUUUGCAACAUCCUUCAGGCCACUCAUAUGAAGUGAUGUAUUUGUUUAUCAAAUUGCCGUGUAAAUUGUAAAAUUUUCUUAAAACCUCAUUAUCAUAUUUUCUCAAAAUUCACCAUGUACUGUAUGUAAAUGCUAAUAGUUGGCCGGCGGGGGUAACAUCAUUAAUAUCUUCAAUUGGAUUCUUUGUUCCUUUACUUGAAGUUCCAGCUUUAUUUCACAUUUUAUUACAGUUGAGAUAUGCAUUAGCCUCGCUGCAAUAUUUUAUAAUAAAGGUUUACGCGAAAAGUUGUAAAAUUUGUAGUUUCAUACAGUACGCCUACGGUGAAUCAUUAUUGGUCAGAUUCGUAUUUUUUUUAUUAACCGAAAACCUGUUAACAAGGCAUUGUUGACGUAGGUGUUUGCGGGUCGACGCCAAGGUCAGGGUGAUUCAGGCAGAGGACCGAACGCGGGCGGGGCUGGCAGCGCUCCAAAACACCCAAGCGUGCUGCAGAUUUUACCCGCCUUAAAUGAUCCGGUUUUCAAAGUCAUCCAGAUCAAGCUAGCCAGCAGUCAGUUUAUGACUGACUUAAUAAAUUUAGAUGCCAAUGAACUCAACUUUAUCCAUAUCUUUACACAAACAUGUUAUAUACACUCAAGAAUGUAGCAUUACAAAAGUGUUAUGUGAUUAUAUUCCCUAGACUUAUCCAACCCAAUGAAUACAUUAAAGUUAUUUGUACUUACGUUAACAUAAAGAUAUUGUGACCUGUUAUAGAACUGCUAUUUUUGCUUAGAAUCAUCCCCAGCAAAAAUAUCUAGCAUCUGUUGGCAACCGCCAUGUUAGGCUUACUUCAGAAAGAUGAAGGUAAUUUAUGUAAUUUAAUAUUAGCGACAAUUUAUUACGAUGUUGCCCAUAAUAAGUAAAUAAUACAAUUUUUAAAGAUAUUGUUUUGCGAAUAGGCAUGGGCGUUUGUAAUCAUUUAUGAACUGCGUGUUUGAAGCAUUCCUCAAUUCUCAUUCUCAUAGUUUUAAAGUCUGUUCUUGUAGUUAGCGACAAUGUAUGAUUUGAUUUUUAAAGUUAAAAUGUGGAUUAUUUUAUGCUAUGACAAUGUGCGGUUUGAUUUUUAAAGUUAAAAUAUGAAUUAUUUUAUGCUAUAUUUUAUAAAAGUUCCAAGAUUUUAUAUUUUUAAUAUGUAUUUAAAAUGUGAAGUUACUUCACACUACAGCUUUCCUAUAUUUAUGUAUAAUUAUUAAGCAUAAAACAUAUUCUGACGUGUUUAAUAAUUUACGUCAAGCAGCUUUCACACCCUAAUGUGUACAGUGUAAAUAAACUGUAUAAAUAA
Messenger RNA from Homarus americanus (American lobster), 4582 nucleotides. RefSeq lists its product as uncharacterized. Gene Ontology annotation, cellular component: nucleus. Gene Ontology annotation, molecular function: RNA polymerase II cis-regulatory region sequence-specific DNA binding; DNA-binding transcription factor activity, RNA polymerase II-specific. The transcript has 4 exons. The coding region runs from base 917 to 1933 and encodes 338 amino acids. Gene Ontology annotation, biological process: regulation of transcription by RNA polymerase II. The record is from RefSeq and is a predicted model, not a curated record. NCBI's taxonomy places the organism in Eukaryota, Metazoa, Arthropoda, Malacostraca, Decapoda, Nephropidae.